AUGCGCCCCCACGUUCACUUCAAUUCAGAAUCGUUUGAUCUUUACGAAGAUGUAUCUGGCCUAUACAAUGACUUGCUGUGGCUAGCCGAUGUGUCAAGUCAGUGCUUUUAUCCUCCCAGACAAGUCUGGUACGAUUUUAUUGAACCCGAAGGGAUGAAAGGCUUGGUGAGCACUAGGGCGGAUUCGAACUUAGGAUCGAUCGUGCUGGAAGCGGAACCUCUAACCGCUACACUACACCCGCCCGCAACAGAAAUAUUGCCGCAGGAACAAGUGAAGACCAAAUUCAUAACAUCUCAAAUCAAUUUAAUUGCGCUUCUAGACUAUGAAGAGUUGCAGAGUCUUGAGAGAUUCCAAACUGACAAUGAGGAAUUUGUUGCCGAGCGAAGAGAAUAG
This is a messenger RNA of Necator americanus (New World hookworm), 393 nucleotides long. RefSeq lists its product as uncharacterized. The transcript has a single exon. NCBI's taxonomy places the organism in Eukaryota, Metazoa, Nematoda, Chromadorea, Rhabditida, Ancylostomatidae. Bases 1 to 393 code for a protein of 130 amino acids. The record is from RefSeq and is a predicted model, not a curated record.